AUGCCUGUAGCGAGUGGAAUUGCAGCAUAUAGAAAGUGCCAAUCAGACGACUUCCACUGCGGAACUCAAGCUUCCGAUCCAUGCAUUCCAAAAGAGAAAAAGUGCGAUGGGUAUAUCGAUUGCCGAUCAGGGAAAGACGAAGAAGGUUGUCCUGGAGUCUCUUGUCGAUUGGACCAAUUCAGAUGCUCUAAGGGAAAUCGAUGUAUAGAAAUGUCCCAGAAAUGCGACCACAAAAACGACUGUGGAGAUAACUCUGAUGAACAAGGAUGCAAUUUUCCUGUGUGCCACGGGGUCCAGUUCCGUUGUGCCAACGCUCUUUGUAUACCGAGCCAAUUCCGCUGCGAUGGUUACCAAGACUGCUCCGAUGGGUCCGACGAAGUGAACUGUACGUCCAUCGUCUGUCCAGACAACAAGUUCCUAUGUCCGAAAGGUGGUCCAGGAGGCUCACAUAAAUGCAUUCCGAAAAACAAACUAUGUGAUGGAAAAAAAGACUGUGAGGACAAUGCUGAUGAAGAAAUUGCUUGUUCCAAACUAAAUUGUCCAACUCUCAGCUGUGAGUAUAAGUGCCAAGCGUCAUUAAACGGAGGAUCAUGCUACUGUCCUGAUGGAAAGAAAUUGUCGUCCGAUAAUAGAACAUGUACAGAUAGGAACGAAUGUUUAGAAUGGGGAUAUUGUGACCAAUACUGUUCCAAUAGCGACGGAGGUUACACUUGCAGUUGUGCUGCUGGAUUCACUCUCAAAGACAAAAGAUGUGAAGCAGAAAAUUCUAGCUCGUUACUUCUCUACUUCGCCCACGACAAGGCAAUAUUUAGUAUGAGCAAUACAGGAAGCAACCUAAAAGUAGUUGUUAAUACUACUGGGGCAAGUGGUUUAGAUUUCCAUUAUAGAGACAAUAUGCUUUAUUGGUCAGACACAAAAACGAAAAAGGUUCAUUCGCAACAAAUAGUGGGUACACCAGGCUUUUCAACUCCGGAUAUAGAUCUCGCUCUGCCAGGCUCCUGGUUGCCAAUUGCAGUAGCAGUAGAUUGGAUAGGAAAUAAACUCUAUGUAGCAGAUUCUGUUGGUCAAAAAGUCGACAUUUUUGAACUCAGAGGAAAAUGGCAUGCAGUAGUUUUAGGCUCUAACCUAACCAACCCAGCUGAUAUAGCUUUAGAUCCUACCGUCGGUUAUAUGUUUGUAGCAGACAGUUCUCAGGUAUUAAGAGCCAAUAUGGAUGGUACUAAACCUGUGUCUAUAGUAUCAGAAGCAGCUUACAAAGCUUCCGGAAUAGCAGUGGAUAUUAUUGCUAAGAGAGUGUAUUGGUGCGAUUCUCUUUUGGACUAUAUAGAGACAGUUGAUUAUGACGGACAGAAUAGAUUUUUGGUAGUUAGAGGACAGCAAGUGCCAAGUCCGGCACGCUUAACCCUAUUCGAAAAUAGAGUAUAUUGGACAGAUGGUACAAAGCAAGGUGUUAUGUCUGUUGAUAAAUAUGAAACAAGCAGUAUUCAAUCAAUCUAUCGAAUGAGAGAUAUUAGAGAUCCAAAAGCUAUUAAAGCAGUCCAUGGUUUGGUUCAACCACAUAUCAUGAAUCCUUGUGGUAAUAACAAUGGGGGUUGCCAACAUAUGUGCGUCGUUACCAAAACAGGUACAACUUUAGGCUACAGGUGUGCAUGUAACAUCGGUUGGAAACUGGCAACGGAUGAACGCAACUGCGAUUUAAUUGAAGAUUUCUUAAUGUACUCACAACAGAGAUUUAUAAAGGGCAAAGUUCUUAAUCCCGUUAUAGAAGGUUUUAGCGAAGCUAUUUUACCAGUUGUUUCACGACGAGCCAGAUUCGUAGGCUUGGAUUACGAUGCCAAAGAACAGUUGAUAUAUUACUCAGACGUUUUACAAGAUGUUAUUUACAGAGUCCAUAGAAACGGCACAGAUAAAGAAAUAGUUCUGGCCUCCCAGAAUGAAGGAGUCGAAGGUUUGGCUGUAGAUUGGGCUGCUAAAAAUUUAUACUACAUAGAUAGUCGUAAGGGAACUCUUAACGUAUUAUCUACCCGUAAUAUUACUUACAGAAGAACGUUGUUGAAAAACCUUAAAAGGCCUAGAGCUAUAGUUGUGCAUCCUAAUAAAGGUUAUGUCUUUUUCUCAGAAUGGGACAGGCCAGCGAACAUAUCCAGAGCAUUGAGUGAUGGAUCGAACUUGAUCGUAUUUAAAAAUUUGACACUUGGUUGGCCUAACGGUCUUUCCAUAGACUUUGCUACUGACAGACUUUACUGGUGUGAUGCUCUUCUUGACCAUGUUCAGCAUUCCAAACUGGAUGGUAGUGAUGUUAAAACAGUUAACUCGAGGUUGAUCCGGCAUCCAUUCAGCAUCGUUAUUUACAAUGAUUUUAUGUACAUAACUGAUUGGAGGCUAGAUGCAAUAGUAAAAUUACACAAACUUACCGGUGCUGAUGAAGAAAUUCUUGUAAAAGAACCACAAACCAACCGUUUAUAUGGGGUAAAAAUAUACAGUGAAAAAGAACAACCGAUCAUAGAUUCCCAUCCUUGUUGGAAUAACAAUGGAGGUUGCCAGAAACUUUGUUUCGCUAAUCCAAGAGAUAAUAUGUAUGAACUGGUAGCCAAAUGUGGCUGUCCUUAUGGAGAGAGGCUGGCUUCCGACGAAAAAACUUGUCAAGCUGAUCCCAAUCAUGAACCUCCAGUACAAGCUUGUCCUAACAGUUGGGACUUCACUUGUAACAACCAAAGGUGUAUUCCAAAAUCAUGGGUGUGCGAUGGAGAUGAUGAUUGUUUGGAUAAUAGUGACGAAAAUCAAAACUGUACAAAACCAACCUGCAGCUCGAACGAGUUCCAAUGCAAAUCAGGUCGCUGUAUCCCCAUGACAUUCAAAUGCGAUGCCGAGAAUGAUUGUGGUGAUUUCAGUGACGAAACGGGUUGUGUCAACGUAACCUGUUCAAGCACCCAAUUCCACUGCGACAACGGACGAUGCAUCCCGAAUAGUUGGAAAUGCGACUCGGAAAACGAUUGCGGAGACGGCUCAGAUGAAGGUGAAUCUUGUGCAGAAAAGACCUGUGCCUACUACCAGUUCACUUGUCCUAGAAAUGGUCAUUGUAUACCUCAAAAUUGGGUUUGCGAUGGUGACGAUGAUUGCUUCGAUAAAGAAGAUGAAAAAGACUGUCCACCGAUUACCUGCCAGAGUAAUCAGUUUAAGUGUACUGAUUUGAAACAAUGUAUUCAGGAGAGCUACAAAUGUGACGGUAUUCCUGAUUGUAAUGAUGGCAGCGAUGAAGUUGGAUGUCCUUCCAUUGCACCUGACCAAUGUAAUUUGGAAAAACAAUUCCAAUGUCAAAAAUCGGGAAUAUGCAUACCGAAAGCUUGGUACUGUGAUGGAACUCCAGAUUGCGACGACAGAUCAGACGAACCAGAAUCAUGCGGCAAUAUCAACUGCCCGAAUAACUUCUACAAUUGUAACAGCACGCAGUGUAUCUUCAAAGCCUAUAUAUGUGACGGUAAAAAGGAUUGUGAGGAUGGAUCGGAUGAAAGCAGCAUACACGCCUGCGUGAAACCUCCUUUCAGAUGUCCACCCGGCCAGUGGUUGUGUCCAGAUGUAUCUGAGCGUUGUGUUAAUAUUACAAGUGUAUGCGAUGGUAAACCUGACUGUCCUAACGGAGCUGACGAAGGACCCGACUGUGCCUUCGAGGAAUGUUCACACCAAGCCGGACUUUGUUCUAAUGACUGCAAGCAAACUCCACAAGGACCCCUAUGUUUAUGUCCAAUUGGAGAAACAUUGAUGAAAGACGGCAUGAACUGUGAAGAUCUUAACGAGUGUGAUCCUCCUGGAAUUUGCUCGCAGAUAUGCACCAAUACUAAAGGAUCCUACUUUUGUUCCUGCGUGGAUGGUUACACUCUAGAACCAGAUAAAACCAGUUGUAAAGCUUUAAAUCACACUGCGGCUUUCUUAAUCAUUUCAAACAGACACUCAAUUUUGGUAGCGGACCUAAAAGAACAAGGUUUGGAACGAGUUCCCAUCAUAGUCGAAAACGUUGUUGCUACUGCCUCAAACAUGCACACUGGUACGAUAUUCUGGUCGGACAUGAAGCUCAAGAAAAUAUCAAAACUGGAAAGGGGUGGUGAUCCAGUGGAAAUAAUUUCUACCGGCCUGGAUUUAGUUGAAGGACUGGCCUACGAUUGGAUUGGCAAGAACAUUUACUGGCUAGAUUCGAAACUCAACACGAUUGAGGUUUCUAAAGAAAAUGGGGAUAGUAGGAUUGUUAUUGCUAGGGAAAAUAUCACUCAACCGAGAGGAAUGUGUGUAGAUCCAAGUCCUGGAACCAGAUGGCUUUUCUGGACUGACUGGGGAGAAAAUCCAAGAAUUGAACGUAUGGGUAUGGAUGGAACCAACAGAUCAAUUAUCAUAAACACCAAAAUCUACUGGCCUAAUGGUUUAACACUUGAUAUAGCCACGCAAAGAGUUUAUUUCGCUGAUUCAAAAUUGGACUUCAUUGAUUUUUGUUAUUACAACGGAACAGGAAGACAACAAGUUCUGUCCGGAAGCCAUUACCUUUUGCACCCACAUUCACUAACGCUAUUUGAGGAUACCAUGUACUGGACUGACAGACAGUUGAAUAGAGUAUUAUCGGCCCACAAAUACAAAGGCAACAAUCAGACAGUUGUUUCUCAUCUUAUCUCGCAACCUUUAAGUAUUCACGUGCAUCAUCCAUCUCUGCAACCUAUUACUAACAAUCCUUGCGCAUUAGCUCCUUGCCAUCAUAUUUGUUUAUUGUCUCCGUCUACAUCCACUGGCUACAGUUGUAAAUGCAAACCUGGUUUUAAAUUAAACUCUGGCGGUAGCUGCAGUGAAGAAGAUUCCAAUUUCUUAAUGGUUAUGAAGGGCACUCAAAUCGUGGAUCGUUCCUUGAAUCCUGGUGAAGAAUCUACUGGAUAUAUUACUCCAAUUGUUGGCAUCGAACACGGAGUACAGAUUGACUACGACAGAAAGACAAAUACAAUUUACUGGGUAGAAAGCAAAGAUGAAGAAGGGGAAAAUUGUACUAUAUGGAGCACGCCUUACAGUGGUGGAAACAAAACCCAGGUCCUCGGAAUUGAUAAUGGCAUUGUGGGAGCUGCAUCUUCUAUUGCGUUUGAUUGGCUUGGAAGAAAUAUGUACGUCGGUAACAGAAAGUCUAGUAAUAUUGAGGUUAUCAGAAUAGACGGAAAAAUUAAAUACAGAACAAUAAUUUUGGCUAAUGAUGGAAACACUACUUCUGUGGCAACACCUAGAGCUAUUUGCUUAGACCCAACAGACGGAAAACUUUAUUGGACAGAUGCUGGUGGCUUCGGAGUUCCUCAAAAGAUUGGUAAAGCUAAUAUGGACGGAAGUAAUUCGGUUGUUUUAACUGAAAUAGAAAAACCAGACGCAUUGACUAUUGAUAUCGAAACGAAAACCUUGUAUUUCAGCACGCAGUAUCCUCCUAAGAUAGGAAAAAUUAGCGUCAACGGCAAAGAAAUAACAUUUAUUUUGCGUGAAGAAGAUUACAUUUCAUCUCCAAAAGCUAUUGGUGUCUUAGGUAAUAGAUUGUUCUACAUGGAUCCAGAUUAUGAAAAACUAGUACAAGUCGCUUUACCGUCUGGUAGCAAUCCAAGAGUCAUCUUAGAAAACGAGCCAAGUCUAAAAACUUUCACUAUAUUUAAGAAGAGGCCUCUUGGAGAUCAUCCAUGCCUGCAAAAUAAUGGGGGCUGUGAACAUAUUUGCGUCCCAGCCGAAGGACGGUCAAGAACUUGUGCUUGUGGUAUUGGAUACAAGAAGAACGAAAUGAGUUGUGUUCCUCACAGAACAUUUGCUGUUGUUUCUCAACUCGACAUAACUAGAGGAUACAGCCUUAAAGAUAGCGCUGAAGCUAUUGUACCAAUUACUGGUCCAGGGCAUCAUAUUCUUCAUGUGGACGUUCAUUUUGCUGAGCAAUGGAUAUACUGGAUAGAGUUUAAUAGGGGCUAUUGGAAUGGUAUAUUUAGAAUAAGACCAAACGGUACAGAAAUGGAACAUAUUAUAAAAGACGGUAUUGGCAGCAAUGGCAUAAGAGGAAUUGCAAUUGAUUGGAUAGCAGGAAAUAUGUACUUUACUAAUGUGUUUCCUCAUGAAAAUUAUGUUGAGGUAUGUUGGUUGGAUGGACGUCAUCGUAAAAUCAUCGUUAAAACUACCACUGACGCUCCUAGAGAAUUGGCUGUUAACCCAAUUAAGAGAAUUCUUUACUGGAUUGAUUAUGGCCAAUACCCAAAAAUUGGAAAAGCUAACUUGGAUGGAUCAGACUGGCAGCCUGUAGUGACGUCUGGCAUUAGCAAUCCUACAGAUCUUACCAUUGAUAUGAACACUCAUGAUGUAUACUGGGUAGACUCCAAAUUAGAUAUGAUUCAAAGAAUCUCUUACAGUGGUGGAAACAGACAAGUAAUCCGAAGAAAUUUACCAAAUCCUAAAGGUAUAGCCAUGUACAAAACUGAAUUAUAUUGGGUAGAUAGGAAUCUUAAAUCGAUAUUAAAAGCUUCCAAAUUACCAGGCAAUAUGUCUCUUCCGACGAAAGUACGCAACAACUUGGCUAAUUUGAGAGAUAUAGCAAUAUACGAUAUUACAAAUCAACCUUCAGAUGACUCGAACCCUUGUAGGAAGUUCGGAAAUGGAGGAUGUGAACAACUCUGCUUCUCGUUCCCAGUUGAUAUCGCAACUGGACCAAGAGCGUCGUUUAAAUGCGAUUGUGCUACCGGUAAUCUGACAGAUGGACGAAAAUGUGAUUUUGUUAACGAAUAUUUGGUGUUUACCACAAGAACUGAAGUAAGAACGGUACAUCUAGAUCCACAAUCUACAAAUGUACCAUUUGCACCUAUAGGUAAUCUUACCAAUGUUGUCGGAAUUGAUUUCGACUAUAAACAUCAAACACUGUUCUUCACUCAGAUCAAACCAUGGGCAAAAAUAGCCAAGAUGCCUGCAACUAAACCAGACAGUAAUUCCAUUGUUACUAUGAAAAACAAGGGUAUAAAUCCUGAAGGGGUAGCGUAUGAUUGGACACAGCAAAAGAUAUAUUGGACCGAUUCUUCCAACCGCAGCAUCUAUGCCAUGAACUUGGACGGCACUGAUUUGGUCAUGAUUGUUAGGGUUGAAAGACCUAGAGCAAUUGUCUUGGAUCCAUGCAAUGGAACGUUAUUCUAUACAGAUUGGGGCAAAUUUGGAACCGCAGGCAAAAUUUUUAGAACAACAAUGGCUGGAUCUUUGAAACGAGUAGUUAUCGACCGGAAUUUAGCUCAACCCAGUGGCCUGGCUAUAGAUUAUGACGAACAAAUGCUAUAUUGGACAGAUGCAGUGAGAGAGAAAAUUGAACGAUCUGAUCUAAAUGGAAAAAACAGAGAGAUUCUAGUGUCUGCUACUAUAUAUCCCUUCUCCAUAACAGUUUUUGGUAGAUACAUCUACUGGACAGAUCUACAACUUAGAGGAGUCUACAGAGCAGAAAAACACACUGGAGCCAACAUGGUAGAAAUGGUAAAGAGGCUCGAAGACAGCCCGAGAGAUAUACAAGUGUAUUCAGACAGAAGACAGCGAUGUAGUGUUAAUCCUUGUCUUAUUAACAAUGGUGGCUGCGCACAGAGUUGUCAUCCAGGUCCGAAUGGUACAGCUGAGUGUCGGUGCGACGAACAUAGUAAACUGGUUAAUGAAGGUAGAAUGUGUGUGGCCAAGAACCUUAGCUGUGAUACUAGUAAAUUUUACUGUGCAAACGGUAGAUGCAUUUCCAGAAUGUGGGCGUGUGACGGAGAAGACGACUGUGGAGAUAAUAGCGAUGAAGACACAAAGUAUUGCUCUUUUCAUUCCUGUUCGCCUAAUGAGUUCAGAUGUGCAAACGGCCGUUGCAUAUUCAAAUCCUGGAAAUGUGACCACGAAAAUGACUGCAAAGAUGGUUCCGAUGAACAAGAUUGCCAAUAUCCUCUCUGCGCCGACGGAGAAUUCACUUGUGCCAACCACAGAUGUAUUCCUAUGGCUCAGGUAUGCAAUGGCGUGAAUGACUGCAAAGAUAACAUUACAUCUGAUGAAACACACGAAAGAUGUCCUAACAAUACAACAUGUCCUCCCAACCAUCUAAAAUGCGAAAAUACCAAUAUAUGUGUAGAGCCUUACUGGUUAUGCGAUGGAGAUAACGAUUGUGGUGAUAACUCCGAUGAAAAUCCAUUACAUUGUGCUCAAAGAACUUGCCCACAAAACAGCAUCAGAUGUUCAAACCACAGAUGCAUACCUGCAACUUGGUAUUGCGAUGGAGACGACGAUUGUGGUGACGGUGCUGAUGAACCUCCAGAGUACUGCAAGAGUGAUGGAAGAACCUGCUUUGGAGAUUUAUUCACUUGUGACAAUGGUAACUGCGUUCCAAGAACAUACAUCUGCGAUGGAGAUAAUGAUUGUUUAGACAACAGUGACGAAGAUAGCAGACAUGAAUGCAACGACAGAAAAUGCGAUGAAGAAAACGAAUUCGUGUGUGAAGCAAACAAGGAGUGGCACAGAGCUCAAUGUAUUCCUAGGAAGUGGAUAUGCGACGGAGAUCCGGAUUGUGUUGAUGGUGCUGACGAGAACGCUACUAUACAUCACUGCGCGACACCUCAGCCUUGUAGCGACGAUCAAUUUACAUGUGGUAAUGGAAGAUGUAUCAACAAAGGUUGGGUUUGUGAUCACGACAACGACUGCGGAGAUGGUACCGAUGAGGGCAAAGAAUGUAACUCCAAAUACAAAACAUGUUCUCCCAAUGAGUUUGCCUGUCAAAACUUCAAAUGCAUUCGUAGUCAAUACAGAUGCGAUGGCGAAGAUGAUUGUGGAGAUCAUUCUGACGAAGUUAACUGCAAAAAAGAAAAUCAAACGUGUGCCGAUCCAACCCAAUUCAGAUGCAACAACGGCCAAUGUAUCAACUACAAUUUGGUCUGUAACAAAGUAUCUGAUUGCAGCGAUGACUCUGACGAACCUUUACAUUGCAACGUGGAUGAAUGCGCCAAAGUCGAAAUACACCAGUGUGGGCAUAAAUGCGUUGAUACACCAACGGGAUACUAUUGUGAAUGUAACCAAGGAUAUAAGUUACUGGACGACGGAAAAGCUUGUGCUGAUAUAGACGAAUGCAUAGAAAAACCGGGUGUAUGCUCUCAAUAUUGCUCGAACACACCUGGUAGUUACUAUUGCAAGUGUAACGAAGAAUACUAUGAAAGGGAAUCCGAUGAGCACACUUGCAAACGAAAAGACAACAUCACACCAUGGGUUAUAUUCACCAACAAGUAUUAUGUCAGAAAUAUGUCAAUUGAUGCUCAUAUCUACAAUUUAGUACACCAAGACUUGAUGAACGUUGUAGCUCUCGACUACGAUUUAAAAGAUCAAAACAUUUAUUUCUGCGACGUAACUGCCAAGACCAUAUUUAGAAGUGCUUUUGGAAGUAAAGUUAAAGAAGCGGUGAUACGGCAUGACUCUCACGGGUUAGAAGGAAUUUCCAUAGAUUGGAUAGGCAGAAAAAUAUAUUGGUUGGAUAGACACUCCAAGAAUCUUGAUGUUGCUGAACUUGACGGAACAAAUAGAAAAACUCUUAAGACUAGUAUACAAGACCCAAGAGCUGUAGUUGUUCAUCCUGGUACUGGAUAUUUGUACUUAUCUUCUUGGCACCUGCAAGCUUUUAUUGGUAAAAUAGGAAUGGAUGGUUCAAACUUCACCAGGAUUCUUACAUGGGAAAACGACAUUGCCUGGCCAAAUGCCCUUACUAUCGAUUUCUUCACCGACAGAUUGUACUAUGCUGACGCUCAUCUAGACUACAUUGCUCAUUGUGAUUUAGAGGGCAGAAACAGGCAUAUUGUUAUUUCAGGCAAUGCUGUACCACACGUUUUCGCUCUAACACUUUUCGACGAUUUUAUAUACUGGACAGAUUGGAAUUUGAAAGCCAUUAGUAGAUCGAAUAAAUUCGAUGGCAAAGGACUGCAGAUUUUAAGAAACACCACUCACAAACCAUACGACAUCCACAUCUUCCAUCCUUUAAGGCAGCUUCCUUACUUUAAUCCAUGUGCAACGAACAACGGUGGAUGUUCUCACUUAUGUUUAAUUGCUCCUCCACCAGCUUCCAGUUACCUCAACAUCGACGGUUAUGGAGAUGAAGGGCAAACUACCUUCGCAUGCGCCUGUCCCAAUCAGUUCUACUUGGCUAGCGAUAAGAAAACUUGCAUCGCGAAUUGUACGGAUGGUCAAUGGCAAUGUAAAGGACGUGAUGAGAAAUGUAUUCCGUGGUUCUGGCAGUGUGAUGGAGAGAAAGACUGUAAAGACGGUUCCGAUGAACCUGCAACAUGUCCUCCACGCCAAUGUAGAGCUGGUUCCUUCCAAUGUAAAAACCUCAACUGCACACCUUCUGCGACUAUUUGUGACGGCACCGAUGAUUGCGGGGAUAAUUCUGACGAACAGAAUUGUGACAAAGAAUGUCCAGAACUGGAAAUAAAAUGUAAAUCCAACGGCAGAUGUAUUUUGUCAAGCUGGCAAUGCGAUGGAGAUGCUGAUUGUAAAGAUGGAUCCGACGAAGAUCCAGAAAUUUGCCAUAAACGAGCUUGUGAUCCCGAAAUCGAAUUCGCUUGCAAGAAUGGCCGUUGUAUACCGAAAUUGUGGGUUUGUGACGCUGAUAAUGAUUGCGGCGAUGAUUCAGAUGAACCUGCCUACAUGUGCCGACAAAGGAAUUGUACCACCGGUUGGCAACGUUGUCCUGGAAGAGCUAACUACCGUUGUAUUCCAAAAUGGCUCUUCUGUGAUGGCAAAGACGAUUGCAGAGACAACUCAGAUGAACUACCAGAAAACUGCCCACAAUGCAAUCCUGAAACUGAUUUUAAAUGUAAAAAUAACAGGUGUAUACCGAAGCAAUGGAAGUGUGACUUUACAGAUGACUGUGGAGAUGGAUCUGAUGAACUUGAAGAACAGUGUAAGGGAUCUUACAGAGAAUGCUCAGAAUCAGAGUUCAGAUGUGGUAAUGGAAAAUGCAUUUCUUCCCGAUGGAGGUGUGAUCACGAAGACGAUUGUGGUGAUAAUUCCGAUGAAAGCGAUUGUAAUGGAUUCCAAUGCAAGAAUGGUACUUUCCAAUGUGCUUCAGGACAUUGUAUUGCCUCGUAUUUCCGCUGUGAUGGCGACAGAGAUUGCAGAGAUAUGUCGGAUGAAAAGAACUGUCCUCCUAGGUAUCCUGGAGGAAGAUACUGCCCAGAAUCCCGCUUCGAAUGUGAUAAUCAUCUAUGUAUUAGUUCAGCUGAUAUUUGUGAUGGAGCUGAUGACUGCGGUGAUGGUUCAGAUGAGUCUCCACUUCUAUGUACCAACUUUAACUGUGAUACUUUAAAAAGAUAUCAAUGUGCCAACCAUAAGUGCAUUCCUAGAUACCAAUUGUGUGACGGUAUCGAUAAUUGUGGAGAUGGAUCUGAUGAAAAUAAUAUGACUCUUUGUGCUACCAAAAUGAAACCAUGCGAUAGUCUUACCGAAUAUAAAUGUGCCAAUAGAAAAUGCAUCGACAGAAAACAAGUUUGCGAUUUUGCGGACGAUUGUGGUGAUAGUUCUGAUGAGCUUGGAUGUCAUCAUAAUGAUGUUUGUUCUGAUGCUACUAAAGGAGGUUGCGAACAUCACUGUAUGAACCUAACCGAUGGAGGUUACAUCUGCGCUUGCUAUUCAGGUUUUAUUAUAUCUCAAGAAAACCGGAAAGUAUGUUUAGAUGUAGAUGAAUGCGCUACUGGUACUCACCAUUGCUCACAGAUAUGUAUAAAUUUGAAUGGAACCUACGGUUGUGCUUGCAGAGAUGGUUUUAGACUGUCAGAUCAACUAUCGGGUGUUUGUAAAGCAGAAAAAGAAGAAGUUAGCUUAUUGGUGGCCAACGGAGGUGAAAUAAGAUCGUUUGAGUUGAAGCGCAGAGAAGUUGAAGGAGUAAUAACUGAAGAACAACGUAUUGAUGCUGUUGAUUAUAGUCCUAAACAACAGAUGAUAUUCUGGGCUGAUAGUAGACAAAAAACUAUUAAACGGUCCUACAUGAUCAAUGCUCUUAAUGGUGAAGUUAAAGCGGGAUUCUCUCAAGAUUUAGAAAUUAAAGGCAAUUCUAAACCUGUCGCUAUAGCAGUAGAUUGGGUAGCUAAUAAUCUUUACUGGACGGAAAUCGAUAGAAGCGCUAAACCGAAAGGACGAGUAAUGGUAGCUAAAACGGACGGAAGAUACCGUAGAUCUCUUAUUAAUGUUGGUUUAGAAAAUCCAUCGUCACUUGUAGUUGAUCCUUCUCUUGGCAAGAUGUUCUGGACAGAUUCUGGUUCAACACCGAAGAUAGAAGUGGCAUGGAUGGAUGGUUCCAAACGAAGAACUCUCAUUACGGAUCAAAUUCGUCAUCCAACUGGCCUAGCUAUCGAUUACUCAAUGGAUCACGCGGUUUACUGGGUAGAUACGAAGUUGAAUAUUAUUGAAAGAAUGAAUCCAGACGGUAGCAAUAGGAUGACUGUGAUAAGAGGAGAUAUAUUGAAGCAUCCUAUAUCACUGGAUGUAUUUGAAGCCAACAUUUAUUGGAUAACAAAAAACACAGGCGAGUUAAUUCAACAAGAUAAGUUUGGACGAGGGGUUCCAGUGGUAAUUCAGAGAGAUAUGCAGAACCCGUCUAGUGUUAAAGUUUACCAUCAACUCAAGUAUAACGAGUCCAUAACAGAUCCUUGCUCUAACAAUCACUGUUCUCAUCUUUGUUUGGUAGUUCCGAAUGGCCACCGAUGCUCCUGUCCUGAUUCUGCUACUCCUAGUCAGAAAAUCAAGGCAGAUAUUGUUUGUGACGCUGCUUCAGAAAGGGAGCGACCUCUACCGAGAAUAUGCAAAUGCGAAAACGGCGGAUACUGUCAAGAAGUUGACGAUAGCCAAGAACUGUCUUGUAAAUGUUUGGAAAAUUACCAGGGCGAAUUCUGUGAGAUCCAUUCAGAGCAUAGCACAGCUGGACAAGCAGCCAAUACUACUGCUAUCAUCGUUCCUAUUGUAGUUGUAUUGUUAAUAUUGGGUGCAGCUACCGGUGUCUACUUCUUCAUCAGAAAGAGACCUUUCAAGGGAUCUGGAUUAGGCAGUCUAGCAAGUAGUCAAAGUGUAUCGUUUAGACAAGGAACCAACGUAGAGUUCGGUCCAAAUUCAUUUAACAAUGGCGGUGGUCCUUCUGAACCGGUGGAUGUAGCCUAUAAUUUAGAUGCAAUCAGUGGCAAUGUUGGAAACAAAAACCGAGAUUUCCACAAUCCAAUGUAUGAUGCUGUACAGAAUAAUCCGGAUACACUUCCUAACGGAAGUGGAGCUCUCUACGAGGUCUCCGACUUACCAAAAGCAAAAGGUGAUACAUUCCUAGAGCCCCCUAGCGCAGUAAUAGCGCCAUCUAGCAUCAAACACAUGUCAUCUCCUAACGUUCAAGUAAAACACAGAGAACUUGAUCCGGCAACCCAGGAUACGGGUAAAGAUACUCAAAAACUUGUAGAGGAAGACUGCUGAUAUCAAUUGAAAAUCCCAAUCUUUAAUAUAGCAUACAACUACAAUAGAUAAUAUCAACAAAAGUGAACUUUUUGUAUUAUAAAGUGACGUUACUUGAUUUUAUUGACAGGUAAACAUUGUUUUUGUAUCAUUUUACUAAAACAAUGUAGAAUUAAAAAUCGUUUUCUGAGUUUUGUAAUGAUAGUAAUGUAGAAUUAGUGGAAUGAUAUAAAAGCGCGACGUCUAGACUCUUGAGUUUAGAAGUUAUUUAGUCAAUAUCAUAAUUUAUUUUUUCAAUGUUUGUGGAUAAGUCAAUGUUGAGAAAUAUAUUUUUUUAUUGAGAAUGUAGUGAGACGAAUUUUUCAUGAACUGGAACUAGACCUGUAGGACUGUUGCAUAUUGGGAUUCAAGUGCCAUUGAAAAUUGAAAGAAAAUGAACAAAAAUGACAUUCUAGUUCCAUUCUUAUGAGAAAUGAUUAAAUACAUUGUAAUUUUCCAGUAGUACGGUCGUCUGUGAAAUUGUGAAAUGAUUUACAAAAAUUUUGACAACUAUUUCGGGCUAUUGAAAACAUUUUGUUUACAUCGUUUCUGUGGUAUGUAAUUUUAUUCUUUUUAGUGUUGUAAAUAGAUGUAAACAUGGUUUAAAAUAACAAUGUACAUAUUUUAAUAUCAAUUUUAAUAUUUUACCUACUAGGUUUUAAUUUUUAGUCAAUUAUUGGAAAAUAUAUUGACAGUUUUUGGAAUUUGUAACAACAACAGAUACCUUUCCGUGUAAAAAAUUAUAUUCUUAGUUCGAUAUUUUAUGUUAUGCGAUUUGCAUUGGUUCUUUGUUCGUCUUAAAAACUCGUACAAUAUAAUUUAAAAGUCGAAAAAAGUCGAAAGCUUGACUUAACUUUAUGUCUUUCAGCUUAAGCGUCCAUCAUUAGCAUAUAUUCGAUCAAUGAUGUAUUCUUGAUGAUUUCUAGUAGUACUACAAACUACCAAGUAGUUUUUCAUUCCUUUAUAAUGGAGAAUGUUGUGACUGUUAACAUUUAACUCUCUAAUAAGUUUCUUAUUCUUAUUUCCAAAUUAAAACAGAUUUGUCUUUGUUGCAUAUUUUUGUUAAAAUAUCACACGUAGUGUAAAUACGACUAACUUUACAUUUGAUUUGUAUAUAAAUUAUAUUGUUUAAUACUACGAUUUUGUUACUACACAUUAAUACAACAAUCGAAUAAUUUUCUUCUUCAAAAUUUCUUGCAGGUGACCAAUGACAUUUCUACGUCAUCACAGUGCAACCAACUGUUUAUAAAAUUUCCUAACCAAGAUUUUAGAAUGAUUUUAUUUUGACUUAUUUGCAUCAUAUUUUCAAUAAAAUAAUGUUUUAUUGAAAUUUGAUACACAAAAAAUAAUAAUUUACAUUCAAUAGUUUAGAAAGAGCACAUUCAUCACAGAAAUUAGGAAUUAUUGGUAUUGUUUCCAGAGUGACCAUGUAUUUUUAUUAAUAAGACAAAGUUUUGUGUAAUAUCAAUAAAUCUAAAAUACUGUUAUCAGUAAUUAUUUAUUGUAUUUCGUAAACAAAAUUCCAUAAAAAUUAAAUAUUCAUUGUAAGGAGCUUGUGUCUUCAUUAAAUCAAUAUGUGAAAAGGCCGUGAUAAUUGACAGCCUCUGAGGUAUCAUAAGUCGUAACAGAAAUUACUAGUGAGUUCUUGGUGUAACUUAGUUUUUCUAAAAGUCUAGAAUGUUAACCUUCCAGCGGUCACGGCCUUCGUACCAACAAGAAUGGUCGCGCUUAUUUCCUAGAUACGCCAAACGCUAAUUAGUUAUUUUAAGAUGUAGAUAAUGAAAUAUUCUAAUAAUAAUACAAAAUAUAUUCGGUGGUACACUGUAUUUCUUAAAAAUUUUUAUUGAAUUUUAUUAAAAUUAACAACGGUGUCAUAAAUCCUAGAUGUCUCCUAUUAUUAUAGAUAUUGCACAUUACAUAUAUUAUUGUAUCGCAGUUUUGCAGUCUUGACAAAUAUGCUUUGAAUGUUCCAUACAGAUGAAUUUUUGACAAAUUUCACAGCUGAAACGCGUAUCCUUGACCGUUUAUCAUUUUGACGAGGCUUACAUCUUCUUUUACUGGCUGUGGUCUCAUCUACUGUCUCGAUACCUAAUUCUGCUUUUCUUUUCGAAAUUUUUUCUUUGAGCUCAUUUUCAAGGGAGUAUUGUGUUCUUCGUUCGACGUGUCCUUUCACCAGAGCAUUUGAGAGUAGUCGAAAGUAUUUUUUUCUAAGUAUUUUUUCGCUAUUAUUGGUGGAAUAGAUUAUAUAACUCUUGGUCGCGGCUACAUUUAACAUGGAAAAAAAUACUAGCAUCGGCGAUCUUCUGGUGUUCCUGGCAACAUUGCAAGAAGUACAAUGUUUGUCUACUGUAUCUACACCUCCCUUUGACCCUUUGUCUUGUUAUAGAAUGUUAUAAUCUCGGGUUUCUUUUGGUCAUCUGUUUCUUCGUCCAUUGCUGCGUCAUCAUGUAGGCUUGAAAUUAAUAUUACGUUUUUAUAGCACUUAGGCACGUAGGAAACAAGAGUUAUGUCGUUAUAUUAUGUCUCUCAUUAAAAAUAGAAAUCUUCUCCAAGUCAUCACUGUUUUGAAAUCAUCCAUUCUCCAUAGUUCUUCAAGGUUAACUCGAUUACCAUGGUAAAUGCCCGCCAAAUAAAGCAAGCCCAAAAGGGCUGUUAUUUUUAGUUUGUCAGUAUCCCUGGCAUCUCUUGGACGACAAUAAUUAGAUCUUACAGAACUUAAGUCCUUAUUUGUGAAGUUCACGAUGCUCUCAUUUCUUCUUCUCACUUUCCUUCUUCUGCUCUUCUCAGUUCCAAAUAUUAACGAUGUCUAUGAGAUUCUUAGCUGGUCCAAUGACCUCAGGGAAGUAAUAGUAAUAUAUUGCGAGGUGGUCACUUACUUUUUUUGUUUGGAUUUUUUUUUUGCCAAAUCCAUGAGUCGAAAACUUUUCCAUUUUUCUUUAGAUGAGCUCGUUGGAACUGUCAGCUUCGUCUUCACAAUCAGACUCAGUAUCGUCAUCACGUUCCGAAACAUGUUCCUCUUCGUCUGUAUCACUAUUAUCCAUACGUAUAUCGUCAUCCGACUCAGCAACCAUUAAAUUUGUAACAGCUUCUAUAUCAAUGGGAUAUAGAAGCUGUUACAGCUUCUAUAUCCCAUUCAAAAUUGAAAAAUCUUCUUUUUAUCCGCCAUUUCUAAAAUAAAAUAAACAAAAUGGAACUAAUUGUCACAAAUGGCCGCGUGUAUACGAGAGAUACAGACCUAUUAUAUCAACGUAGAAAGUUUUCAACACAAAAAAUGCAUGAAAUAGUAAUAUGUUAUCAAUAUUACAAUAAGAAUAAUGUAACUAUAACAAAAAAAAAACAGAUGUUAUAAAAACUUACCUAAAAAGUAGCGCGUAUAUCUGAAAUACAAAUCCAAAAUUCUCAGCAACGUACUAUCCCUUGACAGGUUAUUUGUGCACUGGAAGGUUGCUUUAGUAAUGGAGUAGGAAUAGCGAAAAGCACCCGAUCGCAGCGCAGCUUAGGUAAUAGAUAUUAUACUAAAUCUACUACCGUGUAUCUACCACAUCCGCGCGACCGCUGGAAGGUUAAGAAUGUUAAGAAAUUAGACAGGAUGAAAAUUUUGUCAAGUAAUAAUUGGUUUUGUAUUUAAAUCUAAUUAUACAAAUUAUUCAUUGCAAUUAAUUAUUUUUUAUGUACAUUUGCACCAUAGAUGUAUAUAUUAACAUUAUAUUGUAAAUAUUUACGUCUAUGAUUUGCACAGAUAACUUAAUAAUAUUAAUCUUAACCUAACAUUUCUUAUACUUCAUAAUUCCCUAUGUCAACUGUCAACUCCACACGAAAAUGACAACGUCAAAUUUGGGUGAUUUGCACGAUUAUGUAAUGUAAUAUACAUGUAAUAUAUCGAAUAUUACAAUACGGUAUAUUAUUAUAUCGUUGCUUGUAACGGAUUUAUAUGAAAAGAGUUUGUAUUAACCUUAUCCAAUUUAACGUUGACAUUUUUGUAUAGCGUUACCGAUAUGCCAGAAUAGUGGAGAAUAUAGAAAAUUUGAAAAUGGUAAUAAAGUUAUUAUUAUAAAUUCAUCUCUCUAGAUGUACAUGAUAAAAAAAAGUAACGACUAAAAAUAAAAAAUUAUAAUGAAGAAGUUUUAUUAAAUUUAAAUACAAAACAUACUGCUACUCUUGCGAAGUAGUAAACUGGGGUCACUUGGAACCUUUAUGAAGAACAAUCUUGAAUGCAACAUUUGAGUAGAUUGUACAUUCGUCUUGGCAACAAUAUAAUCAAUAGUUGGAGAUCUUAUUUCUGGGAUUCCUAAAUGUGUAUUUAUUCUGUGGUUUAUAGUAGAAAUGUACUUUUAAUUCGUUUGAUAAAACUUUUUCUUUAAAACGUUGUUUAAUUGCGGAAAAAAAGUUUCUUCACUUAACUAUCUAUUUAUUUUGAGGUUUUCCAAUUAUUUUCUGCAGCUUGUUGUAAAAAUCUUCACUUUCUUCUUUUGGUGUCUUCUCUUCAGAUGCAUAUAUCGGUAAUAAGUAUAUUUAAUAUGUAAAACGAAUUUCAGUUCGAUAAACGUUUCCUGAUCUUUACUAUUAAGACAUUUUAUAGCAUAUUAUGAUUUUUUCUAAUUUGUAAUCCUUUUUCGCAUGUGUAACCUCUUUUCAGUUUUAUUAUAAGACAAGGACUCGGUUCUGGAAACCUGUUUGUCUUUCACGCUAGGUGCUAACCUGCCUGGAAACGCUCCUUUUAUCUGUGUUUGGAACAAGCAAUGUUCCCAAGAGUUGUUGCCUUAUUAAGUACCCAUUUCAUCAGUGGUCAGUAUCGUCACACCAGUUUAUAUUUCUUUACUUUUGGAUUUUUAUGAUGUGCUUGUUUUCAUAUAAGGCUGAUUGGUAUUUUGCGUAUAGGGUAUUUGGUUUUAAGGUUCUAGAUUGUACAAACUGAUCAGUAUAUUGAAAUAGAGUAUGUGAUUUUACAUUAUAUUAUAAUAUUUACAGAUUCUUCAAUAGGUAUAAGGUUUUUGCUGUUACUGAACCAAAUCCCAAGAACUAUCUAUAUGUUUUAACCAUUACAUUUUAUUUAUUCUGCAUAAUAUUUAUUUAUACUCACUGUGCAGCAAAAAGUAGCAUACGUUGUUCGCAUAUUUCACAGACUAACAUAUAUAUGUAAAUAUUCUAAGUAGUUCUCAUGUAAAAAAUCAAAAACCUUUCCGUUUAAUAUUAAUAACCUUUUGAACAUUCCAAUUUUUACGUCUAUUAAGUGAAAAACACCGUCCAACGUUGUUGUAAUGAAAUUUCCUCUGAAACAAAUCAGAUGCUGUUUUAUUUUAGUUUAAAUUUUAUUGAAUUGUUAUUUAAUUCUAUGAUUUUAUCGAUAAUAAGGAAUAUUUCUUUUGAGAGGCGAUUGGGCUGAGUAAUGAACAUGUCUUUAAUUUGUAAACUAGUCAGUAUUCUUACCACCCGUUAAUAAACGCUUGAGGCAUUCUUGAACCUGCGAAAAUCUCGAACACCAAAUUAUUUUGCCAUAGAAAAAAAUACAAGUAAUGCAAUCAAGUACAUCAAAUUACAUUAUCUUCCAUAACCCUGUUAUACUACUAAAUUCGUGUUCACAAAUGUUGGUAUGUCAAAGAUAUUGAGCUAUUUCGAUAGUAUUUCUAAGAAAAUAUGCUUGAGCAUUGUUUUAGACUGUAUUUCGAAUUCCUAUAUACUUUCAAACAACAUAACCUAGAUUUCAAUUUGAAAACUUCCUAGCAAAGUUUGAACUUAUUUUUUAAGUGCAGAAUGACAAUUUCAUAGUAUAAAAUUGAUGUAAUCUUAUAUAUAAAUGAUAAAAUGAUAUUUUUAACUUAUGUACUCAAAAAUUAUGUCCUUAAGUCCUUUAUUACAUAAAUAUGUAUAUAUUGUCACUUUUCUUCGUGUAAGAAAUCGCUACCUUCAGGACGACAUGUUACUACAACUAAUUAAUAUUCCUAUAAGCUCUUAGUGUUUUUAAUGUUAAUAUUCUGUUUGUUUAAUUUUACUAUAUCCGAAAAUAUCUUACUCUUAUUGUGAUUUCAACAUAUUUUUUGUUUAAAUAUUCCAUAUAUUGAAUUUCUGCUGCUCUUUUUGAUUUAUGUCUAAUAUGUUUUAAAUUUCCGUUAACUUUCAGUUUAAUUAUGCAUUAUUCAGUAUUUUAUUAUUUUAAUAAAUCUAUGCUUAAACUAUAUGUCAUUAUUACGCCAAAAAUCCUGAUUGUAUUUCCAGCUACUUAACUUCUUCCAAUAUACAUAUCAACCGAUGUUCAUUAUUUUGCCCGUAAACCCUUCAAGAAAAGGGUAGCAUUGAAUGCUUGUAGACUAGAACUUAUGACGUACUUACAGCAUGAAGUUACCCCAAAAAUAAAAUAUUCAUUAUGGUCUUGUUGCAACUAUAUGUAACUUUGUGUAAAUAUUUUGGGAGCAAAAUUGUCUGUUUUACAGAAGAUAAUAUAAAAAUUGUUUA
Messenger RNA from Diabrotica balteata, 19941 nucleotides. NCBI's taxonomy places the organism in Eukaryota, Metazoa, Arthropoda, Insecta, Coleoptera, Chrysomelidae. The record is from the annotation of a GenBank genome assembly.